Molecule: messenger RNA, 1594 nt
Organism: Liolophura sinensis
Lineage: Eukaryota; Metazoa; Mollusca; Polyplacophora; Chitonida; Chitonidae
Product: phosphatidate cytidylyltransferase, mitochondrial-like
Exons: 1
Coding region: 144-1259 (371 amino acids)
Biological process (GO): CDP-diacylglycerol biosynthetic process; cardiolipin biosynthetic process
Cellular component (GO): mitochondrion
Molecular function (GO): phosphatidate cytidylyltransferase activity
Source: RefSeq, a predicted model, not a curated record
UUGAGAAGAGGAAAGCGACAACUGGAAACGCUGAGGAGCCAGUCUGUAAACAGUAUGGGUGUAUUCUACAAAGACAAAGAGCAGUGACUUAACUCUGCAGUGCUUCUAGUCUGAGACUACAGCUGUCUGAGACAAAACAAGCCAUGGCCUCUGCAUCCAUACGGUUGAGUAGAGUUUUCAAAAAAGAGAGCUGGUGUAAACUUUUCCCACUUGGUGUGAGACAGGUUCAACUUUUCAGCAGUUAUCUUUCAGAGAGAAAAUCCACCAGUGCUCACCUGGUGGAGUCGCCUUUACAUCGUAUUCUUAGCCAUCUGCCUGGACAAAUGCAAAUGGCUUUUGCUUAUGGAUCAGGAGUGUUUCAACAAGAAGGCCAUAAGGACUUCUCCCAAAACAUGAUAGAUUUUAUUAUAGCAGUUGACGAUCCUGUGUCCUGGCAUCGUGAAAAUAUCAAAGUGAACGGAAAACAUUAUUCUUUUCUGAAAUACUUUGGGCCACGGUAUAUUAACAGGGUACAGAGCCAGUAUGGAGCAGGGGUUUAUUUUAACACCUUAGUGCCAUGUGAAGGUCGCUUGAUAAAGUAUGGUGUUAUUGGAACAGAUAAACUAGAAAUUGAUCUUCUGGACUGGGAAACACUGUAUGUGAGUGGUAGGCUUCAUAAACCAGUGAAGAUGCUGAAAGCUCCAUCUAAAAGUUCACUUAUAGCAGCACUGGAUAUUAAUUUGAAGAGUGCCGUGCAUGCUGCUUUGUUGCUUCUACCUGAUGAGUUUUCAGAAAUUGACCUCUACACAACCAUUGCAGGACUCUCUUACAAUGGAGACUUUCGAAUGGUUAUUGGUGAAGACAGGAACAAAGUUUCUAAUAUUGUGAGGCCAAAUGUAGAACGAUUUCGUAAACUCUAUGAAAACAUUCUUGACAAUGAAGAACAUAUAUUUUGGAACAAGAGUAAAGGUUUCCUGGAACAAUAUCCUAAUCAUGCUGUCCAAUAUCAUCAUCUAAAUUUGCUUCCCAAAAUGGUUCAGAUGAAUCUGGUCGCUGUGCGCAAUGUGAGUGGUCGCUAUUACGACACUGAAGAAGUCAUUCGCAGCUUUGCACAUAGUAGUCAAUGUGACGAGUAUGUGGCCAAAAGUAUUGAGGAAAUUGUCCGGAAAUCCAGUAGAUCACAGAGCAUUAAAACUAUCUUCACAGCAGGCCUGAAGAAAUCCAUAGUAUACAGUUGUAAAAAGUUGAAGAAAAUGGUGAAAGGUUCAAACAAAAUAUAGAAGUUCAGUAGAUAACAGUUUGUUGCAUGCAAGCAUACAGGAAAGAAAUUUGAAAGGUUUCGGUUGCUACAUUUUCUCAUUACCUGAAGUAUCACUUCUGUAUUAUAAACACUUGCCAUUACCAAUGUUUCGUACUUGCCAGGUGAAUUAGUGAUUCUGGGGGGAGAGGAGGGGAUUAGAGGGUUGGGGAAUCAUAAGAUUGUGGGCUGUGUAUUAAAUUAGUCGUGCCCAAUGGUGUAAUGUAUAUACUGUUGUAUAUGAUGAAUUUCUACAGUAAACAACUUCUCAGGGAAUGUCAGAGCAUUCAGAUUCAAUAGAUUCUUUCCUUACAAAAA